AAACAAAAACAAAAACAAAAUCAAAAUUCUCUCUCUCUAGAUUCCCGAACUUUUGAAGAAGAAGACGAGUAAAAUGGCGAGCUCUGUGUCCUGCAGGCCGUCGAUUGUGGCCAGACCGAUUCCAAACGACGGUUUUCUAUCGUCAUCGGAAGCUCUAAAUCGUGCCGGGGCUGUUGUACCUUACGGUACAAGCACGAGGGCCCUCCGAAGGGUUUGCGGCGUGCGAGCUUCAGCUGUGGAUUCGUACGAAGGUUCAUCUAAUUUCGCUAAUCGCAUGGAAAAAGCAUGGUUAAUCUCUAAGGUGACAGGAGUACUAAUCCAAUUAGAGCAACCAAGGCCUAUUGCUUGUUCUUCUUGCAACUCAAAUGGUCAUAUCGAAUGCAAAUGGUGUGCCGGAACAGGCUUCUUUAUUCUCGGCGAUAACAUGCUCUGCCAGGUCUCUUCGAAAAGUACAAGUUGUGUUAUUUGUACCGGUAAGGUGAGUAAAAUCUUCACGGAGCCUGUUGGUGAUUCUUGCUAUCGUCUUCAAUUUCCGAUCUGCAUUUGCAUUUUCUGCUAUAAAUAGUGUAUAACAAAAACCCGGCUAUCUCGUGUUUCUCCAGGGAUCAAUGCGAUGUUCCGACUGUAAAGGAACAGGCUUUCGUGCCAAGUGGUUAGGACAGCCUCCUGUUUCCAAGUAGCAGCUUUGCUUGAAAGAGAUCCCUGCUCUUGGAAAGCUUCAACCGUCAAAGCCGCUAUACAAAUUGUAGUAACAUCUUAUUCAUGUUGUAACAAUUCUUCUUCAUUCAAGUUAUGCAAGUUACAUAUUCUUUUAAA
Malus domestica (apple) is the source of this 816-nucleotide messenger RNA. Lineage: Eukaryota; Viridiplantae; Streptophyta; Magnoliopsida; Rosales; Rosaceae. The record is from RefSeq and is a predicted model, not a curated record.